Messenger RNA from Anoplophora glabripennis (Asian longhorned beetle), 2688 nucleotides. RefSeq names its product zinc finger protein 11-like. The transcript has 4 exons. Bases 79 to 2475 code for a protein of 798 amino acids. Gene Ontology annotation, biological process: regulation of transcription by RNA polymerase II. NCBI's taxonomy places the organism in Eukaryota, Metazoa, Arthropoda, Insecta, Coleoptera, Cerambycidae. Gene Ontology annotation, cellular component: nucleus. Gene Ontology annotation, molecular function: RNA polymerase II transcription regulatory region sequence-specific DNA binding; DNA-binding transcription factor activity, RNA polymerase II-specific; zinc ion binding. The record is from RefSeq and is a predicted model, not a curated record.
CAAGCAAGAGAGGGUUAGAAGUGACGGCGUGUUGUGUUUUGUAUUUGUUUAUGUUUAAAAGAAGAUUGUUGCAGAACAAUGACUGAUGUUACGGAAACUUCGUGUAGGCUUUGCCUUAAAAAUAUAACCGAUGAAAAUUUUGAAAUGAUAAACAACAUUAUCAGAGACGGUCUAAAUGUUCUUUUGCUAAAAUUGAAACUUGAUGAUGAGAGCAAAGAGGUUAUAUGUAAUGCUUGCAGAAGAAAGUUAAAUGCAGCAUUAGAAUUUAAGUCCACGUGUUUCAAUACUGAUAACACAAUUAUUCGAUAUGUGGAUAGCGAAAAAUUGUUACAGCUCGACUUAAGAGAAGUGUACAUGCAGGAAAAGAAGAGUGAGUUAGUUUGCAGUGAGAAAAUAUGUCGAUUGUGUAUGCAUCCAGUAGAGAGAGAGUUUAGGUGCGUACGUGAAGAGGAACUCGAAGCUAUUCAGAAAUUGACACCUGAAAUGAAUAUAAAUAUCAUCAAAGAUCCCGUUGUUUGUAAUCCUUGCUUCCAUUCUGUGUGUACUCACAACAGUUUCCUAAAAGAGUGCUCAGAGGUAGAAGAAAAAAUUAAAAGUAUUUUUGAUAGUUCAGCCACAGAAAGUCAGAUAGAUACGUCUCCACUCGAUUUAUUCGUUAAGACUGAAAACCUGGAAGAGGAAUUUGAUAUUAACGAGAUGGAAAUGUCGAUCAAACCUGAAUAUGUGGACAUAAAAUCGGAAUAUGAGGAAAGAAGCGACACACCACUGCUGAGUUCCGAUAUUGUACCAUUCGAGGAGAGUGACUGUAAAGAUGAAGUGGAUAGACAUAAAUGUGAGAAUGAAUCAGCAACUGAAUGUAACACGAAAGCCAAGUAUCGCGUGAAACUCAGAGCACAAUCGUACAAGUACAACUUUUGUGAUUUCGAAACGAAGCGAAGGACCAUAUUUAAUAAUCAUUAUAUAAAACUCAAAGACAAAUGCGAUGAGCACGAUUAUAAAAGCAAGUACAAUGCUCUGACGUGCAAGGAUGCUGCUCAACUACCUAUUUAUAAAUGCAGCGUUUGCAACUACAAAUCAAAGAAAAAGAUCCUUCUUGUCAAUCAUCAGUUGAUACAUAAGGAUCCCCUGCAAUUCCGUAUGUAUAAGUGUAAUGACUGCCCCUUCGAAACUAAAUACAAGAGUACUAUCAAAUGGCAUCGAUUGAAACAUAAAGAUCCUUCACAGGUUCAAACGUACAAGUGUAAUGACUGCAAUUACGUAACUAAAUACAAGGGUCACAUCAAACAGCAUCAAUUGAAACAUAAAGAUCCUUCACAGGUUCAAAUGUACAGGUGUAAUGAUUGUGAUUACGAAACUAAAUACAAGCAUUGUAUCAAAAAGCACCUACUGAAACAUAAAGAUCCUUCGCAGGUUGAAAUGUACUGUUGUACUGACUGCGAUUUCAGAACUAAAUACAAGUUUCAUAUGAAAGACCAUCAACUAAAACAUAAAGAUCCUUCGCAGGUUCAAAUGUACGCGUGUAAGGACUGCGAUUUCGAAACUAAAUUCAAGAGGUAUUUCAAACAGCACCAACUGAAGCAUAAAAAUCCAUUGCUAGUAGAAACAUACAAAUGUAACGACUGCGAUUACGAAACUAAGUACAGGAAUAAUAUCAGACAGCACCUACUGAAACAUAGAGAUCCUUCUCAGGUCCAGACAUACAAGUGUAACAACUGUCCCUUCGAAAGUAAAUACAAGCAUCAUCUGCAGCGGCAUCAACUGAAACAAAUAUGCUGCGCAGGUUCUAAAUACGAAUAUGAUAUUAAAAUGCACCAACUGAAACAUAAAGAUCUUUCUCAGGUCCAGACAUACAAGUGUAACAACUGCCCCUUCGAAAGCAAAUACAAGCAUCAUCUGAAGCGGCAUCAAUUGAAACAAAUAUGCUGCGCAGGUUCUAAAUACGAAUAUGAUAUUAAAAAGCACCAACUGAAACAUAAAGAUGUUUCGCAGGUUCAAAGGUACAAGUGUAAUGAUUGCGAUUACACAAAUAAAUACAGGUAUUUGAUCCAAAGGCACCAACUGAAACAUAAAGAUCUUUCUCAGGUCCAGACAUACAAGUGUAGCAACUGCCCCUUCGAAAGUAAAUACAAGCAUCAGCUGAAGCGGCAUCAACUGAAACAAAUAUGCCGCGCAGGUUCUAAAUACGAAUAUGAUAUUAAAAAGCACCAACUGAAACAUAAAGAUCUUUCACAGGUUCAAAUGUACAAGUGUAAUGAUUGUGAUUACACAAAUAAAUACAGGUAUUUGAUCCAAAGGCACCAACUGAAACAUAAAGAUCUUUCUCAGGUCCAGACAUACAAGUGUAACAACUGCCCCUACGAAAGUAAAUACAAGCAUCAUCUGAAGGAGCAUCAACUGAAACAAAGAUGCUGCGCAGGUUCUAAAGGUACUAGUGUAAUGACUGCGAUUACGAAUCCAAAUACAGGAGUGGUAUAAAAUAACACGUGUUGAAGCAUAGAAAGCCUUCACGAGUGCAAAGAAGUUUUUGAGGAGACAUCAAUUGGUGCACGAAAAAUGUUGCGAGUCCUGCCCAUCACAGUACCGUCAAGAAUUGAAGCAAAAUGUAAAGUCUAUCUUGAAAAACGUAAACAAAUUGUAUUAAUAUACAUACUUCGUAAUAUAAACCUGUUCUGUCCAUGUUUAAAAAUA